Molecule: messenger RNA, 2301 nt
Organism: Drosophila busckii
Lineage: Eukaryota; Metazoa; Arthropoda; Insecta; Diptera; Drosophilidae
Gene: ort
Product: glycine receptor subunit alpha-4
Exons: 4
Coding region: 560-2023 (487 amino acids)
Biological process (GO): regulation of membrane potential; chloride transmembrane transport; signal transduction
Cellular component (GO): neuron projection; synapse; membrane
Molecular function (GO): transmembrane signaling receptor activity; extracellular ligand-gated monoatomic ion channel activity; neurotransmitter receptor activity
Source: RefSeq, a predicted model, not a curated record
GUCUAGUGCGCUCGUCGUCGUCUUGCUUGCUGCCUUCAAUCAUGCCGCUGAAUGGGGCACACACUGCAGCGGCAUCGGCAUCGGCAGCCUCACAAAAGGCGCAUGGGCCACUUAAAGCCCGUGGUACCCACCGCCCCGAGCGCAGCUGCUGACGCCCGCUUCGAGUGGAUUUAAUUGUGAAUUAAGUCAGUAUUGUGGCCUCAGCAUACAGAGACUGAGUGGAACUGCAUGGAAGGCACGCGCAGAGACGUUGGGCAGGUUGAAGAAAACUGAGAACAGGGUUGCGCCAAUGCCGAGGCUAUGGCAGCAAGCAAGAAAGCAGGAAGUGAGCUAGUCUAUUGUUUCGAAAAGAAUUUUUACAUUUAUUUACACCGUUAAGCAGCAUAAUUGUUGCUAUUUUCAUCAAGUUCGAGCCGAGCUCUCGAUGCAUUGUCAAUGCCAGUGACACCGUUCGAGAGUUUUGCUUUGAUGCCAACGCAAGGUCGAGUCACGGCCGUAACUGAAACUGUUUUAAUUCUUAACUAUUGUAGAGCUAUCGGCAAGAGCAUUAAAGGCAAAGAUGGUAGCGCAAAUAAUUCUAAUUGCCAUUUGUUUUAUUUGCCUUAAACACUACGCCAAGGGUGAAUUUCAACAAAGUCUGGCCAUAACUGAUAUUUUACCGGAGGACAUUAAACGGUACGACAAAAUGCGUCCGCCCAAGAAGGAGGGUCAGCCCACUAUAGUUUAUUUCCAUGUUACUGUUAUGGGCCUGGACUCCAUUGAUGAGAACUCCAUGACCUAUGUGGCUGAUGUUUUCUUUGCGCAAACCUGGAAGGAUCAUCGUCUACGUCUGCCUGAGAACAUGACGCAGGAGUAUCGUCUACUUGAAGUCGAUUGGCUCAAGAAUAUGUGGCGUCCGGACUCGUUCUUCAAGAAUGCCAAGUCUGUUACAUUUCAAACCAUGACUAUACCCAAUCACUAUAUGUGGCUCUACAAGGAUAAGACUAUACUAUAUAUGGUCAAGCUGACGCUCAAACUCUCGUGCAUCAUGAACUUUGCCAUUUAUCCACAUGAUACGCAAGAGUGCAAACUACAAAUGGAGAGCUUAUCUCACACUACAGAUGAUUUGAUCUUUCAAUGGGAUCCCACGACGCCGCUGGUGGUGGAUGAGAACAUUGAACUGCCGCAGGUGGCGCUGAUACGCAACGAGACUGCGGAUUGCACGCAGGUCUACUCAACGGGCAAUUUCACCUGCUUGGAGGUGAUCUUUACGCUGAAACGUCGUCUGGUCUACUAUGUAUUCAAUACUUAUAUACCCACCUGCAUGAUUGUAAUCAUGUCCUGGGUAUCGUUUUGGAUCAAACCGGAGGCGGCGCCAGCGCGUGUAACUCUAGGCGUGACGUCACUGCUAACGCUUUCAACGCAGCACGCCAAGUCGCAAUCAUCGCUGCCGCCAGUGUCCUAUCUAAAGGCUGUGGAUGCAUUCAUGUCCGUUUGCACGGUCUUUGUGUUCAUGGCGCUGAUGGAGUACUGUCUGAUAAAUAUUGUGCUCAGCGAUACGCCCAUACCCAAGCCCAUGGCGUAUCCGCCAAAGCCCGUAGCAGGUGAACCAGGAAAAAAGGAGGGCGAAGCAGGCGCGGGCACACCACCCGGUGGCAGCAAUGCGCCAGGCAACAAGCCAACUAUGAUGCCUCUGGCUGAUGAUAAAAUUGAAAAAAUUGAAAAGAUAUUCGAUGAAAUGACCAAAAAUAAACGCAUUGUUACAACAACGCGACGUGUGGUGCGACCACCGUUGGAUGCAGAUGGACCUUGGAUUCCACGCCAGGAAUCUCGCAUAAUAUUGACUCCAAUAGUAGCGCCGCCACCACCACCGCCGCCGCCGCCACCAGCACCUGAGCCAGAGCUGCCCAAGCCGAAGCUUACACCAGCCCAGGAGCGGCUCAAGCGUGCUAUCUACAUUGAUCGCUCCUCGCGUGUGCUCUUCCCAGCGCUCUUUGCCAGUCUCAACUGCAUCUAUUGGAUUGUGUUCUACGAGUAUCUUUAAGCCAAGCAAAUUGCUCGCUCAACUGUACAUAUGAGUCUAGGCCACCCCCCACAUUUACUCUCUACAUAUUUCGCAAUUAAGUGUUAAUUGUUCACAUUAUAAUAACGUAUACUUAAGCUAACACGUACAAGCUUUAAAGCAACAAAUUUUAAACACAGUUAAAGUAUAAAUACAACAUACAUAUUUAGCUAUUAUCCUUAUAACAAUUAAUACUAAUGGAUAUGCGAGUAUAUUUAAUUCCUAAAUGCUUAAUGUUCAAAUAUUCAGUGGCAUUGUAG